Molecule: messenger RNA, 9295 nt
Organism: Triplophysa dalaica
Lineage: Eukaryota; Metazoa; Chordata; Actinopteri; Cypriniformes; Nemacheilidae
Gene: nsd1a
Product: nuclear receptor binding SET domain protein 1a
Exons: 24
Coding region: 1047-7349 (2100 amino acids)
Biological process (GO): regulation of DNA-templated transcription
Cellular component (GO): chromatin; nucleus
Molecular function (GO): protein binding; histone H3K36 methyltransferase activity
Source: RefSeq, a predicted model, not a curated record
CUCAAAACGCUUCCUAUACAUACACUGAACGCUGAUUAGACCAAACAAAUGUUUUUCUUCCGAAAGAGUUAAUGUCAACCGAUCAAACAGUGUAUUUAAUGCAAACGCGUCGUCGCCAUAUCAGUUUCUUAAGGGAAAUCGUAAGGUAGGCCAACAACCGCAUUACAUUUCAUCGGAUGGCACAAUGGAGGUUGCCGCAUGUCUGCCACAUUACGCGUACACGCGUGGCACGGCCUAAUUUCCAACCACCCCCGAAAUGCGCAAAAGGAAAACAAGCAUGUCACAGCCUGUGACUUUUGAAUAGAAACCAAUGAAAAGUGUUUAACCCGACAAGACUCGUAUCGGCUACCUUGCCGAGCACGAGCCGUCUCUCUAAAAUGGAGGAAGUUACGCCUUUGUUAGGACAAGGAAACAAAUGGCGUGAGGGUUAAAAAGCAAACGCUCAAUGUCGUCUACUUUCGAGCGCUUAACGCACAGCGUGUCGGAUGAUAUACUGUAUGCACGAUGGAUUUAUAGACUCUAUGCGCUUCGCUUACAUACUUUUUAGCGCGAGAGCUACCUGAGAAAUAGUGCAUCGGGUUAAGUGGAUGUGAACGUACACAGACUGGGGGUUGGGUGUGCGGUGCCGAUUGGUCGCUCUCGCCAGCAGACACACACACAGGCAGUCAGAUCAGGGCUCGUUUUAACACACACAUACACACGACCAGGGGCACUCGGCAAGCGGGGCAAACAAUCAUGUAUUUAAAUCGAAAUCGUGGCCGGUGAAAAACGUGCUUUCGAUGCAUUGACGUGGUGCUCCGGGGAGAGUGACAGGCAUUCCGUUUCAUUCUCGUGUAUUUAUUCAUCUGUGUUUUUUCAUGUUGAAGAGUGGAGAGGGAGAGAGAGCGAAAUGAGUGCCGAGGCCGGGCCUACUGCUGCAAAUGCUGCUGGGAUUUUGCAGAUCCUCUUUCAAAAAUUGAGAAAAAGUAACGCUACGUGCUCGAGUUUGAGGGGCUUUCCGGUGGUUUUGUCGUGACCGAGCCGUAAAUGGAUGGAGCCAUGACAACAUGAGUCAGUCAUACAAAGUGGCUGGCAAGGAUGGCUCGGAGUGUCGUGGCGAUCCGCAGGAGACCAAGGCACUUGAUAGCCGCAUCAGCUCCUGUGGACACCAGAGUACAAAGCGACAGGGGGACCCGGGGUCUGCCAUGCAUUUCUUAAACUCGGGCUACAAACUCUCCGCAUCCCCGUUUUCGUACGCCCAAAGAGAGUCCACCCCCAACUACAGUCCGCUGAGAAGACUUCAGGACCUGACCACUAUGGUGAACCACGUAGACGUGAGUUUGCAGGACGGGCGGAAUAAAUUGCACGUUCACAAUCCCAUUGGAAGUAGCGAGUUCGGAUUAGGUCUCUACCACACUUCCAGUUCGCAAGGAAACGCUGACAGGACUACCAUUCAGGAUCUGGACAAGAACGGGUUCUCUCCUGUAAGCUCGGAUAGUUUGGAACACUUUCCGUCCAUCUCAAAUGGAUUUUUGCAUUUUGAGUCGACGCUGUUUGACAGCGGGGAUAGUAAAGAUGAGGAUGAGAGGGGAGAUAAAGUGGCGGUGUUUAAAAAUACACCAACCAAGUGCCAGAAACGAGAUCUGGCGGUUACGAAAGCCCUCAGCAGCCAGAAACUGGACCUAAGUACAAACAAACAUGGAAGUUGUAACCCUGUUGCUAAAAAUAUGGUGCGGGUUGAGCCUUCGGCCAGUCCCUCACAUUUGCCCGUUGAGGUCAUGAUGGAGGAUUUUGACAGUAUGGAUGACUAUUCAGACAGCGAUUGUGAUCUGCCCAGUACGGCGAACAGUGCUUCAAUAUUCAACACUGGCCUCUGUAAAAGAUCAAAUUCAGCCAGUGACUCCCAUUCAAAUCCUUCCAACAGCCCAAAGAAGAGGACCCUUCCAAGUGUUAAGUACUCUUUUGGAGAUGUCGUGUGGGCCAAAUUCAACCGCAGACCCUGGUGGCCCUGUCAAGUAACGAAUGAUCCACAGAUUGAGGUCCACACCAAAAUGAAAGAUCCCAGUCGUCGGCCAUGUCGCCUUUAUUUUAUCAAGAUGUUUGGGGAGAUUGUAGACCAAGCAUGGGUCCCAGCAAAAGCCAUGUUUCCUUUUGAAGGAGGUCAUCAGUUUGAAAAACUGCCAGUGUUGAGACGGAGAGGAAGACAGAAGGAUAAAGAUUACAAAUACACGGUUCCUAAACGUCUCAUGCCAUCAUGGAAAGCUAGCGUCUUGGAGGCAGAAGCAGCACUGUCCAAACGGUUAAAAAGUGACCUGCCGUUGACCUUGGUUCGAGAUGUACACACACCUGUUUCAGAAGACAAGGCACCAAAAAGCCCUACUUGCCCAGCAUCUACUACACUAUCCACAUCAUCAAGCACAUCUUUGUGUAAUGGAUUAGAUCCAUCCAUUAAAAGCAUAGCCAAACCUAGCACUGCAAACAAAAAGAAGUGUUCAAAUAAGAAAAACAACUCGGUCAUAAAAACUCCAGUGAAAUCAAACAGCAGCUCUUUCUCAAAAUUACUGUCAAAUGCUUCGGACAGCUACAAAAACGCAAAGUGCAAAUCUGACCCUGUGGAUAGUCCAUAUUCGGAUAUUGACUCCGUUCCGAGGAUUCUUUGCCCCAAACGCUCAGAGGAAUCGCCCAAAAAAGAGUUGCCGCAAGAAUCGAGCACUAAACCCAAGAAAGAUCAGCCCAGUAAAAAGACUAAAAAAGCUUGCUCGGAAAAGCCGGUUAAGAAGAGAGAGUCUGGUUUGAAAAGCACAACGAACAUCAAGCUGAAAAAGUCAACACCCAAAGACAAAACACUUAAGGUAACAAACUCCAGACAUAAGGAAAGCAGUUCCCCCGGGUCAGAUGGAUCUUUCGCCAUGCACUCCUUCUAUUUUCCGGCCAGCAGUGGAUUAAUGUCAAGAGCGCUUGCAGCCAGCGAAGAACCCGAGGACAGUGAACACUUAAAUCAGGAGCCUGAAGAUCCGAAGUCUCGCUCGCCAUCUGCUAGAGGCAACCGCUUCGAUUCUGAUAGUAAGUGUACGUCACCCAAUGAUCGCUUGAAGUCCUUAAAAGAACAAUGGCAGUUAAAAACCGAGACAGGUGAAGAUUCCACAGAUGAAUCGUUGUCCCACACACCCCCAAACCCAUUGCUGACCAAAUUUACCAUAAUCCGCUCAGAGAAAAAUGGCAUUCACAAUGGACCCCAGCUUAAAAAUGAAAACAUGUUCUCGGACGCAUCAUCUUUGUCUGCCCCGUCUCCCUCCAUCUCCCCCAUGGAUGCCUUCCAAGACAUCAAGGAGCUUUCUUUCAGGUCUCUAGUCAAAGAGGAAAGCAACUCAGGAGAGCCUUCGCUCCGUGCAGACUCGAAUUAUAAAUUCAGCACUUUCCUAAUGCUGCUGAAGGACCUGCAUGACAGCCGUGAGAUCGAAGGGAAACCUUUGACGCUCCCCCCAACUUCUCCAUCCUCUCUCAUUAGGGAUGAACCCUCUCUCAUCCCCACCGGUGAAGACGCAACGGCUAAGUUACUUUGCGAAAAGGAACAGAAGACUAUUGGGGAUCAGAACGGUCGGCAGGUGAAGACGUCAACGCCAAACGGCUCCAAACUAAACAAAUCCAAGCCGAAAUGUGCAAAGAAAGAGGCUCCGAAACUGGAGGAUGGGAGCAAUUUAGUCUCUCAAGUAAAAAAGCACAACACGUCAGGAGGUCUUGAUACACACAAGAAGGUCUUGCCACAGUUAGGAGGACUCUCUAACUCUCAUCUUGAUGCUGUUCAUGAUGUCUGUGGCAAGGGCAUGAUAUCUAAAGUUGCACCCAAGAAACGAUGGCAAACGUUGUGCAACAUUGGGAACAGCCUGAAGCCAAAAAGCGAUACGGUCGGUUUGAAUCAAGAUGUAGUGCAGGUGUCCGCAGAGCUCAACGGAGUCUUCAAAGAAAGUCAUGAAACUCCACAUUUAGACAUCCCAGAUAAAAAAGAUAGUUCAGAAAACAAAAGACUUCGAAAACCAAGUAAGAGGUUGAUCGAAUCUAGUGAAGAAUAUGAACAGGUAUUUACUACGAAGAAAAAACUGAAGCCCUCCAAAGAAUCCUGUAAAACAGAACCCUGGAUCACGAACACGGCACAGACACCAUCAGAAGAGAUGGAUGCAGUUGAUGCUCUCAGCUCACCACCUGAAAACCCACCAGAGAAGUCCACACCAGAAGAGCUAAAAUCAGAAGAGCUAAAACCAGAACAGCUAAAACCAUCAGAUAGUCAUGUCCCAACUACAACACCAGUAUCUGCAUCCUGUGGAGACGCCUCACUAGACAGAGAGUCAAGCGAGAAGAAGCCUGAUAAGACAUCCUCUGAACGAAAGAGACCACGUAAGCCGAUACAUAGGAUUCUGGACUGGACUUUUGAGGGGGAGACUGUAAAAAUCCCAAAGAAAAGAAAGGAGAAUAAACAACAAGGUGACACCCAAGAGGACGCGGUUGUCAAAGAUUUGCAGGAAAUGCCUGAACCAAUGACAUCAAGCCCAGCUGCUGCAUCACCAGUGUCACAAAGUGAAGCUGAAACACCGUCUCCAGUUCAGAACGACACCCCCAAUGUCUCUCAGAUCCAGCUGGAUGAGGAACAGUUCAGCCCAUCAAAGCCUCAAACAAAAGAGCCACACACAAACGGCGAGGACAGCCUGAUCGCUGAAGUUUUUGGUGCGGGACUCAAUGACAGUGCUUUUUCAAGCAGAGAUUCUUUAUCAUGUGAUUUGGGACUCUCAACCAGUAAAAAGUCAGUGGAAAGGGGCGGUGGUGCGUCAUUGAAGGAGAAUGUUUGCCAGGUAUGUGAGAAGACGGGUGAGCUGCUCCUCUGUGAGGGGCAGUGCUGUGGUGCCUUCCACCUGCAGUGCAUUGGCCUCACUGAGACACCUAAAGGGCGCUUUAUCUGCCAAGAGUGCAAGACGGGUGUCCACACGUGUCUUGUGUGUAAAAAGCCUGAUAAGGAGGUGCGGAGGUGCAUGAUACCCGUGUGUGGGAAGUUUUACCACAUGGAUUGCAUUAUGAAACAUUCCCCCACUGUCGCUCAGAACCGCGGCUUCCGCUGUUCCCUACACGUCUGUCUCGCUUGCUACAUCACCAACCCCGCCAACCCUGGCAUCUCAAAAGGCCGUUUAACCCGCUGCGUUCGCUGCCCUGUGGCCUACCAUGCCAAUGACUACUGUAUGGCUGCCGGCAGCAUCCCAUUGGCCAAUAACAGCUUCCUUUGUCCCAACCACUUCACUCCACGCAAAGGGUGCAAAAACCAUGAGCACAUAAAUGUCAGCUGGUGUUUUGUGUGUUCUGAAGGAGGAAGUCUGCUCUGCUGUGAAUCCUGUCCUGCUGCUUUCCACCGUGAAUGUCUGAAUAUCGACAUGCCUCAAGGAAGCUGGUUUUGUAAUGACUGUAGGGCCGGAAAGAAACCCCACUACAAAGAUAUUCUGUGGGUGAAAGUAGGCCGCUACAGAUGGUGGCCCGCUGAAGUGACUCAACCGAAAAGCGUCCCUGAGAACAUCUACCGCAUGAAGCACGAGGUGGGCGAGUUUCCUGUGCACUUCUUUGGCUCCAAAGACUACGUGUGGACGUACCAAGCACGAUGUUUCCCCUACAUGGAGGGCGACGCCAACAAUAAAGAGAAAAUGGGAAAGGGUUCAGACGCCAUAUAUAAAAAAGCUUUAAAUGAAGCAGCCGAUAGAUUCAGGGAACUUCUAGCAGAAAAGGAGAUGAGACAACUCCAAGAAGACAGAAAGAACGACAAAAAACCUCCUCCCUACAAACACAUCAAGGUGAACCGGCCUAUUGGGAAAGUACAGAUUAUCACUGCCGAUCUAUCUGAGAUACCACGGUGCAACUGCAAGGCCACGGAUGAGAGUCCGUGCGGCAUCGACUCGGAGUGUAUUAAUCGCAUGCUGAUGUACGAGUGUCAUACUCAAGUGUGUCCAGCAGGGGAACGAUGUCAGAACCAGUGCUUUAACAAACGCCAGUACACUGAGGUGGAGAUAUUCAGGACGCUGUCACGUGGGUGGGGCUUACGCAGUGUGUCGGACAUCAAAAAGGGAGCCUUUGUGAGCGAGUAUGUCGGAGAGGUGAUUGAUGAAGAGGAGUGUCGUGCCCGAAUCAAACUCGCGCAGGAAAAGGACAUUUGCAACUUCUACAUGCUCACUCUGGAUAAGGAUCGUAUCAUCGAUGCCGGGCCGAAGGGAAACCAAGCGCGUUUUAUGAACCACUGCUGCCAGCCGAACUGCGAGACGCAAAAGUGGACGGUCAAUGGAGACACUAGAGUGGGGCUGUUUGCCUUAGAGGACAUCCCCACAGGUCUCGAGCUUACUUUUAACUAUAACUUGGAGUGUCUGGGAAACGGGAAGACUGUGUGUAAAUGUGGAGCCCCUAACUGUAGUGGAUUCCUUGGUGUAAGACCAAAGAAUCAGCCUCCAUCUGAUGAUAAAAACCGAAAACUGAAGAAGAAGGUUGCAAUAAAGCGGAAGAGUCAGUCGGAGGUCACCAAGGAAAGAGAAGAUGAAUGUUUCUACUGUGGAGAUGGAGGGCAGAUUGUGUCUUGUAAGAAGCCCGGCUGUCCCAAGGUUUACCAUGCUGACUGUCUGAAUCUGUCCAAGAGACCUGCAGGUCGCUGGGAGUGUCCGUGGCAUCAAUGUAACGAGUGCGGAAGAGAGGCGGCGUCCUUCUGCGAGAUGUGUCCCAACUCCUACUGUAAACAGCAUCGUGAGGGAAUGCUUUUCAUCUCCAAACUAGAUGGCAAACUGUCCUGUAGCGAACAUGACCCGUGUGGCCCUGAUCCUCUGGAGCCUGGGGAGAUUCGAGAAUACAUGCCCGGCACUCCCAUCUUACACACACCUCCCAACAUGGCAGGUGCGAGCCUCUCCGCAGUCAGGGUUCCCCAACCCGCCCUUCCGCCUGCAGCUCCCCUAUUCAUCCCCGCCCCAAACAGACCCGUAUUCAAAGCCCAAAGCGAACAAUACACAGACAAUGUCGAGAUGGACAGUGUAGUUUUGCCAUCCUCCUCCCCUUGUAAAGACAUCAAGGAGGAAGAUGUCAGCGAUGAGGGGGAGGUGGUGGAAGGGGUCAUAGGAGAUGAGGGAGACGACGAAGGCCUUGAGGUGGUAGAUGAUGAUGAUGAUGAUGAGGAAGAUGUGGAGUAUGACACGUUGGGGUUUGAGGAGGAUGAUGAUGAUGAUGAAGAUGAAGAUGAAGAGGAGGUGGACUGGGGAGAUGAAUGCGUAGACGAGGACUUCGAAGAUCAGGAGGACUUAGGAGAAGUGGAGGGGGACGACCAGGAAACAUCAUGGGACGAGGUCAUCGAAGGAGAAAAGUGAACUCGCCUCUGUUUUGUAAAUCGUACAUCUCAUGCACAUAAAAACUCUCUAUGAUGAGGAAAGAUUCAAAGCUGUCCGAGCACAGCGGACGACCAGUAACGGCAGAGCAGUGAGCAGAAACUGCCCGACUGAAUGCAACUUUGAAAACAAUGCACAUGCGCAAGAUUGUUGGUAUCGGCUUGCCUUCUCAAUCCAAGUCCUCUUUGAAAAGUACUUCUAGAGGGUUUGACCUGGUGCUGUGGGACUGUGUCUGGCUCAGUCCUGUUGUUGGUUUAUAAUUCAUGUCUGGUGCUCUGUUGUGCAUUUUAUUUCCUCCUCAAACUGUUUACAUUCUCUCAAACUCUGAUCUAAACAGAUGACCUCACGUUGGGCAGAAAUGGAGCAGCAUCAUGCCAGAAAAUCUCAUGCAGUGUCUUAAGAAACACAGAUGUUGAUCGUGCUGUUGAGCAACCUCGUAAAUUGUCUAUUUAAAUAAAGUAAGUUUCUAAUAAAGCGGAAACCAGCAAAGCAGUGGAAGAUUAACAUCUUGGCCCUCCACCUAUUAAGUUAAGGAUUAAUAUGACCAAGUCACAACAGUAUGGCUCUAAAUUCCACCAAGGGUUGUUAUGGUACUUGAAAUGAUUUUUCUCUGUUCAACUGGAACUGUCAGUUUAUACGGCGCAGUCACUACACAAUAUGAUUUGUGUAGUGUAAAAAAUUGAAAUACAACAUUCCAAUUUCUCAGCAAAUGCUAAUAUCAUAAAUGGAGAAAGGUUCAAGAAACGUAGUCAUUUGUAUGAUUUUGUUAAUUCUAGAGAAGUAAUGAUAAUUGUCUGGGCUUGAGAAUUAUAGGAAUGAUGAGUUUGUGCUUCUUAGAUAAGCUUGAUGUUACAGGAAGUUUACAUUUCUGCUUUGCUCAGUUAUUGAAUUUCAGUCUCCAUCUGGAAAUAUGAUCAGGUGCCUCACUGUGGUAACUAUUAGGAUCCGAAAAUUCUAACCCCAUUAUAAACCUGUGUAUGUGUUAUGUUUGUGUGUCUGUGUCUUAAAAAGGCACGUAUGAAUGUUUUGCACUCUUUCAGAGUUGAUGAGGAAUCUCGAUCGUGUUUUCAUAAAACCCUUAAGGAAAAACCAUUCACCUUUUUAUACAGAUUUUUUUUUUAUAAAGCACCGACUGAAAUGCUUAUGUGUCUAAAAGCUGAAAGUUGAUGUGACAGAUGCCAUCUGAUAAGAGAAAGCGUCUCAUCAUGGCUUCUCAAGUCAUUUUCUAUUUAGACUCAAGUAAAUCCUGCAUAUUUGACAAAAAUAUGCAACCGUCCCUUUUUUCUUCAUACAGAAGACUAUCUUUCUUUUAACUUACUUUUUUUAGAUGCUGUGAAAACAUCUCUCACCUUUAUAUGUAUUCAAAAAUUACAAGCACCUUUUUGUUUAGAAAUAUUCUGCACCAGAUACAAAUCCCUUUUUAAAAAGCUGAAUCAUCUGGUAAAACAUUGCAAAGUAGAUCCAUUGUUUGGAAAUGGAGAUGUCAUGUCACUGUUAUUGAGCUGUUUCAAUGCCUUUUGGCCUUACCCUACAAUUUCUAAUAAUGUUUUUCAAACGUAAUCAUGUGAAUGCUUAUUUUAAAAGAUUUGUUUUCAUUUCAUCAACAGCCUUUGUACUUCUGUUCUUAGCUCUUUGUAUUCUAUCAAAGUCAUGCUUUUCUUUUGUAUUUAUGGACCUCGUGUAAUCUUCUACUCUUGGUUUUGUGUUUCUCGUGUUUGGCAAGUGUGCUGCUGUGCGUCGGCAGGGUUUGGCCCCUUGAUACCAUGAAAAGAUUGAAAUGCAGAUGAUAGCUUCCUGAGGACAUUUGGGCGAAAUGUUUGCUGCCAUGUUAGAGACCCAUGAUUUUGUACUGUACCUUGUGCAUAAUAAAUAUUAUAAGUAAAAUUUUACAAUAGACACAACAUUCUCCGUUGGUUUUUAUCAAGGCC